UGUAAGAUUUAGUGAUAAAACAUUAAACCGAAUAGUAGAAUCAUAUCCCAAUCUGAAGUAUCUCAACUUGGGAGGGGAUGAUGGAGAUAGAUUAAUAACUAAUAAAGGUCUACAUGCAAUCGCAAAUUCAUGCCAUAAAUUAGAAUAUCUGAGUAUUUCUAGUCGCAAAGAAUUUUCUGAAAUAACAAUUUGGAAUGUUAUUCAUUCUUAUCUGAAGCUCCAAGAGUUCGAUAUUUAUGGAUGUAAAAUUUCCUAUACAACUAUCGAGAAAAUUGGAUUAUAUCUUAAAAUAAAAUAUAUUAAUUCAGGUACCGCCACCCAAUAUUUGGAAAAAAUUAGCCAGAGUAAGAGGAGUGUCAAAGAUGCUAGUAUGUUAAUACAGAGAUGUCUCAACAUAGAGUAUCUUGACUUUAGUGUGACUAUGGCUUUGUGGAAUGAUGAAUUGAUUAUAGCCAUCAUCAAAGGAUCUCCAAAUUUAAGACACUUAGAGAUUGGUCAUAAUGAUAUUGGCGAUGAGGUUACUGAAGUGCUGGCCUAUUCUUGUUAUAAAUUAGAAUAUCUCAAUCUGGGUGGCUGUGUUUUUGUUAGUGAAGCAUCAAUUUGUAAUGUUAUACGUUCCUGUCUAAAGCUUCAACAUCUCAACCUUAGUUACUGUAAUAUUACCAGUAUGACUAUCAGAAAAAUUACUCGCUUAUCUCUCAAUUUAAAAUUUCUAGAUUUGGAUGGAUGUGAAAAUAUUAGCAAAAAAGUUAUGGAUUAG
Messenger RNA from Funneliformis geosporum, 760 nucleotides. The record is from the annotation of a GenBank genome assembly. NCBI's taxonomy places the organism in Eukaryota, Fungi, Glomeromycota, Glomeromycetes, Glomerales, Glomeraceae.